This is a messenger RNA of Xenopus laevis (African clawed frog), 1695 nucleotides long. Its product is annotated as solute carrier family 40 member 1. Bases 1 to 1695 code for a protein of 564 amino acids. The transcript has 8 exons. NCBI's taxonomy places the organism in Eukaryota, Metazoa, Chordata, Amphibia, Anura, Pipidae. The record is from RefSeq and is a predicted model, not a curated record.
AUGGAUUUCUCAGAAGGUGAAACACCCAGUGAAGGAUGCAUUGGAUCUAUCAUGAAGCAUCUGACAUCCACAACGUUUUUUCUUUAUCUCAGUCAUGCUCUUUCCACCUGGGGAGACCGGAUGUGGCAUUUUGCGGUAUCAGUCUUUUUGAUUGAACUUUAUGGUCACAGCUUGUUGCUGACUGCAGUCUAUGGGUUGGUGGUUUCUGGCUCUGUCCUUCUACUGGGAGCUGUCAUUGGAGACUGGGUGGACAAUAAUAAAAGACUAAAAGCGGCCAGGACAUCAUUGCUUGUACAGAAUGUCUCUGUCAUAUUCUGUGGGAUCAUCCUGAUGAUGGUUUUUAGAUACAAGGUUCAAUUAGCAACACAACACAACUGGGCCUUGACAGUUUGCUACAUCUUGGUGAUCAUUAUUGCAAGCAUUGCAAACAUUGGAAGUACUGCUACUGGCAUCAUCAUUGAAAGAGACUGGAUAGUUGUGGUAGCAGGUGGUGAUAAGUGCACCCUAGCAGGUAUGAAUGCUACUAUUCGAAGAAUAGAUCAAGUCACCAAUAUUUUGGCACCUAUGGCAGUUGGACAGAUAAUGACCUUUGCCUCACUCGAAACUGGCUGUGGUUUUGUGUCUGGUUGGAAUCUGAUGUCAGUCUGUGCUGAAUACGUCCUGUUAAGGAAAGUGUAUGACAUGACUCCGGAGUUAGCCAGCAAGACACCCCGGCAUGGAGAGGACUUGGAAAUGAAACAAUUCAAUGUACAGGAAUAUGAGAGUGUUAAAUCAAUGCCAGAGGAUGAAAAACCAGUUGAAUCUAACAGUACUAUAAUGGAGGAAGUUCCAGAUAUAUCAUAUCCUGAAAAAACAAACAGAACCAGUUGUGCUUCCAAAUUUGCUAGACCUUUUAAGACUUUUCAAAAUGGAUGGAUUCUAUAUUACAAACAACCAUUUUUUCUUGCUGGCCUGGCUCUUUCAUUUCUUUAUAUGACUGUUUUGGGAUUUGACUCAAUUACUGUUGGCUACGCCUACACAAAAGGUCUGAGCAGCUCUGUGCUUAGUAUUCUCAUUGGAGUAUCAGCCAUUGUAGGCAUACUUGGAACGUUGGCAUUCACGUGGUUCCAGAAGAGAUGUGGUUUAAUCCAGACAGGUGGUAUCUCUGGGAUUGGACAACUCUUUAGCUUAACAUUAUGUGUAGUAUCUGUUUUUAUGCCUGGAGGUUCAUUUGAUCUGUUAAGUACUUCAUAUACAAAUGUAAGCAACAAUGAAAUGAUUGAAGAAUCUUCCAUUUCUACAUAUGUACCAUAUGUACGGCUGGAAGCAAAUUUAACAGAAAACUCUUCCAAUGCAUCUUCAGUAUUAAAUACAGGCCCAGCAUUUAAUUCCAGAAAAGAAGAUUUCUCCUCAGUAAUCCUGCUGUUCACUGGUGUCAUUGCUGCAAGAGCUGGUCUCUGGUCUUUUGAUUUAACAGUCACCCAAUUGAUUCAAGAGAAUGCAAAGGAGUCAGAGAGAGGCAUUAUAAAUGGUGUUCAGGAUUCUAUGAACUGCCUUCUGGACAUGCUCCAUUUUGUAAUGGUAAUCAUCGCUCCAAAUCCAGAAUCAUUUGGUCUGCUUGUGCUAAUCUCAGUCUCAUUUGUUGCUAUGGGACAUAUUAUGUAUUACUGCUAUGCAUACAAAACACUUGGGAAACAUCUGUAUAAUUUAUGCUAA